Molecule: messenger RNA, 1449 nt
Organism: Oikopleura dioica
Lineage: Eukaryota; Metazoa; Chordata; Appendicularia; Copelata; Oikopleuridae
Source: the annotation of a GenBank genome assembly
AUGCCUUCCAUCGCCAUCACCACCGAAGUCCUCCAGCUCAAACUCGCCCUCGCCAAAGAACAAGAGAAAUCAAAGAACUUGGCCCAAGAACUCAACGAUGUAAAGAAAGAUCUAUCAAACGAAAUCUUCCUUCUUCAAGAAACCAUCGAAAUGCAACGCUCCGUCAUUUCUGAAUUAGAAAAACGAUCGUCUCUCAAUUCUAGUGCUUCGGAAAUCAUCAUGGAAACGUCUCAGGUGGAAAGUCAUUUUGAAGAGAGCCUCAGUGAAGAUAUUUGGGAAUUCUGCGAGAGCACUAGAGUCGAAGGAGUUGAAAAUGAAGGAUUCAAGAUGGUCUUCGCGCUAAGCCAGGAAGUCGACGAGCUGAAGGAUGAGUUAGUGGUCAAUGAAGAAAAACUCAACGACUUCCGAGCCGAAAUUGCGACCCUUACUGAAAAUCUCCGAUCUGAGAAGUCACAAAAGAUCGCACUCGACAGAAACAACAUUCGACUCAUCUCCGACAACGAGGAAAUCAAGGAAGAGAACCGCCAGCUGCGCCAGACAAAAUCCACUUUGGAAAGCAAACUCCAGCGGAUCAACAUUGAACUGGCUUCUCAAAAGAUCAAGAACGAAACCCUCGCUGCCAAAUUGGAAGAGUGCACCAACUCGCUCAAAGAAACGAAGGAUCACUUCAAGUGGUUGAAGAUUCUCUCUCAUCAACCUUGUGACAAGUGUUGUCCUGAAUGUGGGCAGCAAUUAAAUUGCCAUCGAGCUUGUGGCGAUUGUGAUGGCUGUGGCCCGUGUCAAGCUUUUGUAGAGAAAGAAUAUGAUUGUGGACAUUCGGCUCAUUUUCCAUGCAACUUUCAAAUCAAUCUGAAGGAGUGCGAGGCUUGUGAGGAUGAACGGAUACAAAACUCAAAUAAUACGGUUGACAAAGGGGCUCCUGGAUUUAUUCAGAAGAACUACAGGGUCUUUAUAGGGAAAGAGGGGCGUAGAGGCCACAUUGCCUAUGAUUUGACACUAGUCAAAAAUGACAUCAAUACAGCCGCGAAUAUUUGCACCUUCAUGCAACUCUUGAAGCACAAAGAUCAUGAAAAAUACAUGGUUUGGGAGCGAACUUCCUCGAUUGACAAUAUGCAGGAUUCAAUGGAGCCAGGGAAAGAAUUUGACUCCAUAGGCCAGGCAAAGUACUACUGGGGGCGGAGAUUCAAGAGUAAAACUGGAAAUAUUUGGGCAAAUUACCCAAAAUUCGACUUCAUGGAUGGAAAGUUCACAGUCAUCACCAGAAACCACGAAAUUGAAGACAAAGUUGAUGACAACUUGAGAGAAGAGCUUGAACCGAAAGUAAAUGAUUUGAUGAAAAUGAUUUGCGAUCAGAAUAUGCUACAGCAGGCUGCAAAUGACAUAGCAUUGGACACCCAAAAGGUUGCCCUUGGAUAUCUAAGCGAAGAUCAGGAAAGGCUUGAAAAUUAG